Molecule: messenger RNA, 2549 nt
Organism: Williopsis jadinii
Lineage: Eukaryota; Fungi; Ascomycota; Saccharomycetes; Phaffomycetales; Wickerhamomycetaceae
Gene: UPC2
Product: Upc2p
Exons: 1
Coding region: 492-2375 (627 amino acids)
Biological process (GO): regulation of transcription by RNA polymerase II
Molecular function (GO): zinc ion binding; DNA-binding transcription activator activity, RNA polymerase II-specific
Source: RefSeq, a predicted model, not a curated record
CGCAAUUCGUUUAGGGGCUGAACGCGGGAAAACUCGCUCGUUUAAGACUCAUCCGCUUUCUCUUCAGCAUCGUUUCCCCUAUAAACAACCCCCAAACGGUUUGCGAACCCAAACAAAUCAACAAGCUCCUCAGCAGCCCAAAGGGAAACGUCGAUUCAACUGGACGGAUCCUCAUUGAACGUUGUAAUUGUGUUGUUGUUUGGAGAGAGCCAGCGGAGAGUCCAACCACGUGACCGAAAACAUCGCACCAUCUUCUGUUUUGGUUUCUUUUUUUCUGUACUGGGAGGCCUGUUGUUGUAGUUUCGCAGCUACGUUUGGUGACACGCUUGGAGACGGUUCAAGAGCGCCAUCUGGUGAGGUUUUGAUCCACAAGUGCGGUUCCGAGGAACAAGUUGGUGAAGAUAGCUGUCUGCUGUUCUUUUCCGGUGUUUGAAAGUUGUGUGUUUUCUUUCAGGUUGGGAGAGUGAGUGUGGGCACUAUUGUUUUGUACUAUGAAAGACACAGUGAUGAUGGAGAUGGAUGCCAAUGGCGAUGGCCUGGAGAGGCGCCGAAGCAGCGGCUCGAGGCCGGACCUGAUUGAAAAAGACGGCAAGAAGGUGAGCAGAACAUCCACUGGGAAGAGGAAAUUCCACAACAAGUCCAAGCUGGGAUGCGAUACGUGUAAGAGAAGACGUGUGAAGUGCGACGAAGGGAAGCCGAUCUGUGUGAAGUGCAAGAAUAUGGGCAUUGAAUGUACGUAUCUUUUGGCAGAGAAGAUUCAACAUCAACCGCCAAAGAGCUCGCAGUCGCCGCCUUCCCGCAAAUCAUCGAUACCCAGAAAGCAGUCAGCGUCAUCCAUCACCGCAGCGGCUACAGAUUCUACGCCAAAGCCUCCGGACAUUGUGACGGAGAGCCCCGGUGCUCCAAUCACCAAGAGCUUCAUGGAGCAAGGCACUGCUAAGUUAGAGCGGCUGAUGGAACAGAACGGGCUACCUACUUUCAGCGUGAAAUCGCCCUCUGCGGUGCCACCACCGCCUGGAAUAUCAUCAAUGUUGGGCCAGCUGGGCCAAAUAGGCCAAAUAGGCCAGCUGGGAAAUCUUGAACAACUUGGCCAUCUCGGGCAGCUAGGCCAGUUGGGUCAAUUGAGCCAAUUAGGCCAACUCGGAGGUCAACUAGGACAACUUAUCAAUGGUGGUCAGCUGAGCCAGCUUUUAAGCGCAACAAAUGCACUCUCAUCAACUUCAGCUAACGAGCCAGCUAAUGACAAUACUCUGUCGGUAAAUCUGGAUUCAAUCACCAACAACCCUACAAUUUCACCGCAACCAACGAUGUCACCGACUUCAGCUCCUUCACCUCUAUCAAUGCAUCAACCAAUGACCAGUGGCCAGGACUUCACCACUAGUCUGCCAUCUUCCUCUGGUAUACCAUAUGCAUCGUCCACUGGGCUGAACAUUGUUGACUUGAGGUUGAUGUACCACUACACACGAGUUGUUGCACCAACGAUCACCACGGCAGGGAUAUCUGAAGAAAGGAUAUGGAUUGAAGAUAUUCCAAAUCUUGCAUUUGAAUUCCCCUUUUUGAUGCAUUCGAUAUUGGCAUUCUCUGCUACUCAUCUUUCAAGGACUGAGAAGCAUUUUGAAAAACAUGUCACACAUCACAGGGGCGAAGCACUUCGGUUGCUUCGUGAAGCAGUGUUAGAAAUCUCUGGUAACAACACAGAUGCACUAGUUGCAUCAGCUCUCAUUUUGAUUAUGGACUCGUUGGCUAAUGCAUCGUUACCAUCUUCAUUAUCACCGACGUCUCUUCCGGCCUCGGCCUGGAUCUUCCACGUCAAGGGCGCUGCUACUAUUCUCACCGCUGUCUGGCCCUUGCCGGUAACGUCUCGUUUCUAUAAAUUCAUCAGCGUGGACUUGAGCGAUUUGGGUGACAUCAUAAACGAUAAGAAUGGGUCGAUAUCUGAUCUGGUAUGCUUUGACGACUCCAUUGCUGAUUUGUACCCCGUGGAGUACGACUCGCCUUAUCUGAUUACGUUGGCUUAUUUGGAUAAGUUAAACCACGAGAAAUACAAAUCAGACUUCAUUCUACGGAUCUUUGCAUUUCCAGCACUACUGGAUAAAACCUUUCUGGUUCUUUUAAUGUCUGGAGAUCUAUCAGCAAUGAGAAUCAUGAGAAGUUAUUAUUCUCUUCUCAGAGGAUUCACCACAGAGAUGAAGGAUAAAGUAUGGUUCUUGGAAGGUGUUUCGAAGGUGUUACCAGCAGAUGUUGAUGACUAUAGCGGAGGUGGUGGUAUGCAUAUGAUGCUGGACUUCCUCGGUGGUGGAUUGCCUUCAAUGACCACAACAAACCUUGCGUCUGGUCUCAACAUUGACAUAAAUGACCAUUUUAUGAACCCUUGAUCUUAGAAGGGCCCCGCUAUUUAUAUAUAUAUUUCACUACACACUUGGCUGUGUUUCGUGUUACGCUCCCAUCCUAAUUGCUUUCUAUGAUACUACUUUGGGAUCGUUAUUGCACAUUGUAUGCAUGACUUCAUCAAUAUUAAAACAGUUAAAACACUAAUACCAAUGCAUAUU